Molecule: messenger RNA, 1703 nt
Organism: Fopius arisanus
Lineage: Eukaryota; Metazoa; Arthropoda; Insecta; Hymenoptera; Braconidae
Exons: 2
Coding region: 249-1196 (315 amino acids)
Molecular function (GO): RNA binding
Source: RefSeq, a predicted model, not a curated record
CUUAACAAAGAAUAGAAGAAAGAGUUGAAAAUUAACAUCAUCAAAUCCCAAAACGGACCAGAAACACUCGUUCAUGUCUGAAUCUAUAGGCGAUUAACCUCAUCUUACUGAUUUCUCGUCAUUCCUCGUUAUAUCAUUCAUUGCUGAUCAUCAUACAUUAUUGAAUAUUCAUAUUUCUCUGAAAUCAGAGAAAACAGACUGACGACCUUCAGCACAACAUAGCGAGAUUUCCGACAAACACUACGACAAUGUCAUCAGAACGGUCAUCUCCGAGAACCCCUAAAAAUAAGUGGAACGAAUCUCAAGAACGUCCAAAAUAUUACAUCUUCGAUGCAAAAUCAGACACCUGGAAAGUCUACUUCGCGAACAACGCAGCCCUCUCCAUCUCCAAAAUUGAGGCUUUCUUCUCCAAGUACGGAGAAAUCGUGAAAGUUCAGCAGAAUUCUCCUCGUGACUUUUGCUUCAUACAUUUCAAAAGAGAGGAAGACGUGAAAACGUGUGCCUUCGGAAUGAGGAAUAACUCCACAAUAAGAUUGCGGCCAUUCAGAUCGACGCCUAGUCGUCAAGGCAAACAUGACUCCUUUGACUCGAAGUCAUCUCCUGAUAAAGAGGAACGAAAUGGUAAAACUGGAAAUGAUUUAAAAGAUGGUCAACGGUCUGGAGUUGAAAUUCACAGGGGAAAAAAAAUCCUACCGAAUUCUCUCAGCUCAGACGCACAAUCGACGCCCUCUUCGAGCUACGAAUUAUCUUCCAAUUCCAUCAGUGCGUCCAUUGAAUCCAUCCCUCUUGAUCCAACACGUUCUUCAGCUGAGAAAAAAGCCCCUGCAGAUGAUCUUCCUGAACUCAUUCAGAAAAUCUCAAUUGGAUCCUCUAAUCUGGGUCCACUCAGGACUUAUGGGACACGUCAUCCACCAACGACUGAACACAUCACUCUCCAAGACGUCGUUGUUGCAAAUAUUCACGAAUCUUGUGAAAUUGACUUCAUCCUGGAAAUGCUGGAGGCGUUCCAUCCAGUUUGUGCUUCCAAAAUGAAGACCAUCCCUGAGCACUCGUUAAGGUACUGUCACGUUUACUUCGAGACUUCUGACCAGACACAAGAGGUGGAACGCAUCUAUGACAAUGCUGAAUUGUUCGGCAAGACACUCAUCGUUCAGCGUCCUGGCACAUUGGCUGCUAAUGCUGAACGACUUUCUUAGGAACACGAUUGGAUAACUUUUCCUGUUCGGAUGUAAUUUUAAAAGGCCUACCUUUAUUUCAUCCAUUUAAUAGAUUACUUUCAUAUCAGGUAGAUUUUAUAUGACUCUAUUUUAAUAAUUUAAGACUGAAAGCCGAGAUUUGAUUUCUGGUUUAAACAUUGAAUACGUUUGGGCAUCAAAGAAAGCCUCAGAUGUGCAAAUUCUCAACAUGGUUUUUGAUUUGUUUUCGUAACAUUUAAAAUUUCAUAUAUCGUUAAUUUAUCCUCAAUCGUUACAUAAUUAAAAAGACAGCAGAUGAAUGAAAAUUCUGAAUUUCAAGAAGUUGGCAUUCGUUGAGAGUUAUUUUUCUACUUUUUCAAGAAAAAUAAGACAUGAAGUGAAUAGAAUAAUCAUCCGAUUUCAAUAAUACUUGGAUCACUAAAUAAGUAAUUUAGAUAUUUUCUUCACUUUUUUUCCUUUGAUGUUUCUUUUCGUGUUAAUCGUUGUGAUUAUUUGUUAUAGUCAACA